UGUAGCAGUUGCAUAUAUCAGUUGCACGCUGCGUGUAGCUGGACCGGGUUAAUUCAAGCAGGCUAGGUGGCUAUUUGUCACCAGUCCGUUUCGAAAGGGGUGUCAGUAAACCUAUUAUCAUCGUCACCAACAACAACGUACCCUGACACGGGUAAAAGGAUGUGAUAUGUGCGCCAAGUAGUCUGGAUACCUGUGUUUAUUCUUCGGUACUGGUUAUGGCAUCUCCUCGCAAAGUACGAACCGUUGCUGAAGAAGUUAAUCAUGGAGCUACACGCGCUGCUGCAGCCAGGAAACAUUGUGUUCAGCAGACAGACCACUGUGCAGAGAGCAGGACAAGCCUCAGCGCAAGUCGCAGCUUGCCGUGAACGCCGGGCGGACAGUUGAAGCCCUUCUCGUGAAAAUUACGCGAAGAGACUUCGCCGCAAAGGCCCAGUGGUGCGCGAUGCCGAAAAUGGAGUUCCUAUGGAGCCGCUCCUCCGGUUUACACUGUACUGUGCUGCUUGUACCACGCAGGCCUGAUUUAUUUUGUUAUUGUUUUUUUUUUUGGUCAGUUUCUUUCUUUAAAUCAUGCGAAGGAUUAAUUGAAAAAGAAAGAACAGCGCGUGAAGAAAGUGACAAAAAGCCACACAGGGUGGGCGCUAGGUCAAGGUUAAUUGCAAUUAGAGAACUUCAGACGAUGCCAUCGAAGUACGGGGUUACAGGACAGCCGUUUAUGUUUGGAAGCAUUUCAACACGUUUCUCAGCAAAACCACGCUCAAUUGCGUUCCUUUGAAAUCGAUUUCAACUCGCAUUAGUUCCGUUUACCCACUUUUUGGUUGCAGGUGAAGGAGGUUGGUGUCCUUAUGAAGAACUGCAGGCGUAUCGUCAACGAUCUCGAGAAAAUUUUCGAAGUCUAUUGGGAAACGUCAGUUGAGAAUGCCACGCUUCCUAUUAAGUGGACCGCCAAUCUCAGGACAUCUAUCAACAGCUCAAGCCCUGCACAUUUGGACCUCAAUGGCACCGGUACACUCACAUACAUAUCGAGCGCUCCUCCAUACUUCACGGCUCCCGGUAGGACAGAGGACAUUGACGCCAUCGUUGACACCAUCAGCAAAGCAAAGCAAUUUGUCUACGUCGCGGUUAUGAACUACCUACCCAUAGAUUAUUACUCUAAACCUAAAAGGUACUGGUCAGUAAUCGACGAUGCCCUGAGACGCGCCGCAAUCGAAAAUGGAGUCCGCGUCCGUCUCCUUGUGUCGAAAUGGAAUAAGACAAAACCACUGACCUGGAACUUCGUGGAGUCGCUUGCAUCACUGAAUUCCAGUGGUAUCUCCAUCGAAGUCAAAGCUAUCGUGAUUCCAGCCUUCACGGAAGAACAACGCAAAACUCCUUACGCCCGAGUGAAUCACCAAAAGAUGAUGGUUACGGACACAACCGCUUACAUCGGAACAUCGAACUGGGAGCCGAACUACUUCAUCGAGACGACAGGAGUGGGGUUGGUGAUAAACCAGAAUUCAAGUGAAUCCAUCAGAGGGGAGUUGAAGGCAAUUUUCGAACGUGAUUGGAACUCCAAUUUCACUUACUACGUCAGACCUGGCAAUAAAAGAAAACGCUCCUGACUCCUA
Messenger RNA from Dermacentor andersoni, 1604 nucleotides. RefSeq names its product 5'-3' exonuclease PLD3-like. Gene Ontology annotation, molecular function: catalytic activity. The record is from RefSeq and is a predicted model, not a curated record. NCBI's taxonomy places the organism in Eukaryota, Metazoa, Arthropoda, Arachnida, Ixodida, Ixodidae.